Messenger RNA from Monomorium pharaonis (pharaoh ant), 4880 nucleotides. RefSeq names its product PX domain-containing protein kinase-like protein. Bases 1092 to 2603 code for a protein of 503 amino acids. Gene Ontology annotation, cellular component: late endosome; extrinsic component of endosome membrane; early endosome. The record is from RefSeq and is a predicted model, not a curated record. NCBI's taxonomy places the organism in Eukaryota, Metazoa, Arthropoda, Insecta, Hymenoptera, Formicidae. Gene Ontology annotation, molecular function: actin binding; phosphatidylinositol binding; protein kinase activity. Gene Ontology annotation, biological process: early endosome to late endosome transport; protein targeting to lysosome; protein phosphorylation. The transcript is spliced from 8 exons.
AUUAAAUCCACUUAAAUGGAUCAAACUCCGAUUAAAGUCGGUAUUUAAAUUCGAGAUUAACUUUAAGUCUGGCAGUCGUAAUAAUUUCUACUAUAUAUAGAUUCUUAUUUCAAAAAACGUCUCAAGUGAUGUCUCAAGAGGCUAAUACGGCUCUGUGAUUGGUUGACAUCUUAAAAGUGCAUAUAUCUUUCUCUUUCCACAUGCUUCCACAUUGGAAAGAAUAAGACACUCUGACAACUCUUAGUAUAUUAAAUGGUUAGACAUUCCUGUCCUACAUAUACGAGCGUAGACAGGACCCGGAUGAUAUAUUCCCGAAUGCUCGUGAAUAAUCGUCCUUAAGAAUCCACCUAUCGUGAGACCGGUGACGUCAUACUGGUGACAAGUCACUUGGCUUCGCGACGACGCGAUACGCGAUACAGGUAUAGUUGCGGUCGCGUCGCGAGCAGCUCUCGGAUCUGAUUGCGCGUCGAGGUGUAUUGUGACAGCAGAGAGAGAGAAAGAAAGAUAGGUCCUGCAUCACCCUCCCCUACGUGCGUCGGUACGCUGUGGUGUCGUGUGUCGCGGACUGCUGACAUUGAAAGUAUCCCGCGAUAAGUGGUGCCGCCCUCGCCGUCGUCACUGCCGCCGCCGCUGCCGUCGUUGUCAUCAUCGUCGUCGUCGUCGUCCUUGCCGUCGUGCGUUCGCCCGAUGCUGAAAUGAAGCAGAAGCGCGUCAUGUAUGGCGACGCGCGGAAACUGUGCGAGAGACGAACGCAAUCGGCCCCGUACGGGCCCUGCCUCACGUUGGACUAACGAUCAAUGGCUUUAUUUGAGAAGAGAUACACGAAUAAAGUACUGUUAGAUGAUACGGAGCAGCUGACGAGCGUCAUCGAAAAUGCAAGGACGAUCGACGGGCAUACGAAUGGCCUGUAGGCGCAUGCUGAGAACUGUGGUUUGUAUAUUCAGGAAUACGUAAUCAAAACACAAAGAGGUCCGCUUCCUGAAAGAUCCUGGAGAGUGAGCCGACGUUACAAUGACUUUGUACAGCUCAACGCAGCUUUAUCCAUAUCUGGCUUCGACCUGCCACUACCACCAAAAAGGAUUAUUGGUAACAUGGAGCCAGACUUUAUAGCUCAGCGACAAAUAGCACUGCAGAAUUAUCUAAACAUAGUACUAAUGAAUCCUAUACUGGCAUCUUCGCUUCCUAUGAAAAAGUUUUUAGACCCUGAGAAUUACACUGCACCGUUACAUGAAAUCGCACUGCAACAAGUGUCAUUAGCAUUACGGAGUGAUGCAAAUUUUGAAGUAUGCAAGCCCAUCCCUGAUAUGGGAUGGCGAUUGAGAAAACAUUAUUAUACAGUGAAAAAUCGCCAGAAUCCAAAACAAGAACUUUUGCUAGCUUGGGUCGAGUUUGGCCCUGAUAAACAUUUACAAGAUAAAGAUAUACAAGGGGUUUUCAAGACUCUAGGCUCUCUACGGCAUAAUUACAUCGAACCAAUAGUACACCAGCAUGUUACAGACAAUGGGGCACUAACGAUAAGAAAUUUCUAUGCAACGGGCACUUUACGUGACGUACUAUGUAUUACCAAACCUAAGCAGCCAUUUAUAAAGAAAUACGGAAAUCCAAAACAAAUAAAAGCAUUAACAGUACAAGAAAUUGCUACAUAUGGUUAUCAGAUACUAGAGGCUCUAGGAUUUCUUCAUGAAAAGGGAUUACCUUAUGGACAUUUACAUACUGGGAAUGUUCUUUUAACUCCAAGAUGCGCUAAAUUAUUGGAUAUAGAAAAUGGACUCAUAGGAUUGCCAGCAUUUUACCGGCCUUACGUGGUUCAAAGGCGCAAGCUACAUGCCACGACUCAGGUUGAUGUAUACUCAUUUGGACAUGUUUUGUAUGAAAUGGCAUUUGGGCGACCGCUUUUGGAGGCAACAUGCUCCGAUUUACCGCAUUGUGAAGCAAAUCUAAAAAAUUUGUUGGACGUAAUCUUAUCACCGGAAGCUCUGAAACAAGAUCUGCCAACAGUAGUUCGGUUAUUAGAACACCCAUUCUUCGAAUCAGCGAGGCGCGCUGCAUUGGCAAUUGGCACCGUGGAGAAGCCAUACUUCAAACUGAGCAGUCAUUUGAAAGAGGCUUUACAAGAAGCUGUAAACAAAGCUGAACAACGACUGCGCGAUGAACAGAAAGUUGUUCGACAUCAAAAGAGGCUUGUCAAGGUUCAAGAAAUGAUGAGUUCGGAAGAAGAAAUGAAAAAACGAAAGCAUAAGCUGAAGAAAGAACAGAGAUUGGCACAAGAACAACGUUCUUCCUCACAACUGGGUACGAAUGGGACGAAACAAAUAAAUGGUAAAAGCCCAGAGCGUUCAGACAGUCCAACGAGUACUUCCACGGCAACCAGCGUUGGAACGUUAACUCCUCCAUCGCUUCGUUCCGUGGAUAUUACGCAAGCAAAUGCAGUUCCUGGCAAAGGUGUUCCAUCACCACCUUCGUUGCCACCGCCAUGUGAAGCAUCCAGUAGUAGUGCAACAAAUAGUGUAUCAAAAUCAUCGAAUGACCGUGCUGCUUUACUCGGAAGUAUUUGCAAUUUUGACAAGACUAGAUUACGAAGAAUUACAAAUGGACAUCGUUAGGAACGUUAGAUGUAUAGGAGGAAAAAAGUCACGCAGAUUUAUUCGCCAUGACUGCUAUACGAUGUCGAACAAAGAACUUCCCUUGCUUGAUUAGAACAAGAUAACGUACCUGUAGAUUAUUAUGACGGAUUCAAAGGUUAUCUGUAUGAUAGCUGUACCGUGCUUCUUGCGACUUCUAAUAUCGAAUAUUAUUUCUCUUCGAUCGCGACACUUGCAUUUUACGAAUUUUUAAAAUUUUGAUAUCUCAUUUAUUUUGAUGCUUGUUACGCAAACAAGAUUUUAGCUUAAACUAAUUAUAUUAAGAAUAUAUUAAAUCUGUAUAUGUGAACACACACACACAAACACACACACCACAUAUACCCACUCACUCACAUAUACACGAUCGAUAUUAAUUUUAUUUGGCCUAUUCUAUGUUUUUACAAUGCAACGCUUUCUUCGUCUAUAUUAGACUUGCCGUCCAGAGAUGAGCCUAAACGUACAGAACAAAUCAAAAUAUCAAUUGCUUUGAAAUAUUUGCCAUCUUUACAAGUCUUCUCAUAUCGCAUUCUUUCUAUAUGUGCAUACAAUAGAAAUUACGUAAUUUAAAAAAAUGUAAAAUAUAGAAGUAUAUAAUUAUAUAUCAUCUAAUUUAUACGGAACAUGUCGUAUGAUAACUAUGCUGGGAGCAAUUUAAAAUGUUUUUAAAUUUAUUUUAAUUGACUUUCAUGACUGCUCGACUGUAAAUCAAGGAUAUUCACGACACAAUUAUUUGAAAAAUUCCAUUUUCUAGUCCAACAUAUCGUAAAUACAGUUAAUAGCACCAUAGAAUUUUGUAACAUAUCUUGUUUAACGCGGGCCAAGUUUCGCGAUCGAAUUUAUAUUGUUAAUUAGGGCUUAUUUUUCUCUUUAUAUAUAUAUAUAUAUAUAAGAUUUGUUUAAAUACAAAAAAAAUUAAAAAGCAGUGAUACAAUGGGGUGAUAGUAUGUAUGUAUAUUAAGUAAAUUUUCUCUCGUUAUACUUAUCUACUGUUCUGUCUAUUCAAAGUUUAUGACAUACAUUUUAAAUAUAUACAUAUAUAUAUAUACGUACGUAUGUUUAUAUACAUAGUACUCGUUCGUGUUCGUACAGUACAAUGCGAGGAUCGUACGCCGCUUUUGUAUCGCUCGUAAGACCGGAAUGUCCAGUUUUACAAAUUAAAAACGUGCCAAGAGAUAUGCGAUCUUCGUAUUCAUAGAUAACAUGAUACCAGCAGUUGUGUAGGCCGAUAGGAUAAUCUAUUUCUGUAUGUCUACAACCGUCAAGUAUAUGUCCUAUAACCAAUUUGUCUGUUGAUAUUAUAACGAAACCUGUAAUAUAUAAUCACAUCUUUUAAUACACGUAUCAUUGUCUUAGAUGUAUAUGGCAACUGUAUAAUUAUGAUUCGCGAAACGAUUUCUGGUACAGAUAAAAUAAUUGGCCCCAAAAAGCAUAUAAAUAAUAAAAUAGAAAUAUAUGAGAUUAUAUUUAUCUCUACUCUUCAAGAUUUAUUAUAUUGGCAUUAGCUUCCAAAAGGUUGUCUAUCUGCAUUCAAAAGUAUAAAAAAAAAAGCCUUUAUAAUUUCAUGAAACUUUAUGUUCAACGAAAUCUUAAAAAAAAAAAAAUAUCGAGUUAUCUUACUAGAGUCUAUACUAAAGUAUUUGAUAAUAUAAAUUAUUUUUUUAGAAAAAUGAACAAGGGACGAUAUAAAAUUAACAUUUAUUGACAACAAAAAUACUAUUCUUUUAUGAAAAUAAGUUUGUGUUUAUGCACAUAGUAAUAAAAUGUUCACGAAAUCAAUGACUAAUAAAUUCUUUAAGAAUCCCUUGUAAUUGGCAUGAUUGUUUUAUGCAUUCGAUUACCCUUUACAGAGUCAUUGCCUUAAACAAUUGUAAACGGGUAGUGUACAUACAUAGCAUGCGGAAAUCGUGUAGAAGCUUUACGUAUUGUAGGGAAGGGAACAAAUUUUACGUUUAUUGUUAAGAGAAAUGUCAAGUCAAAACGAUAAAACAAACAAGACAGUUUUAUUUCAAACGAUAGAGAAAGACGAUAUUUUAAUACUUAAUAAUAUAUUCAACAAGUAUAUGAUAUAUACAAAUUUAUCACGUUCGAAUAGCUCCAAAAAUUUUGAUAGCAGUCCGUGUGUAUAGUAUAAAAGUAUAUGUAUUCAACAUUGUGUAUAUACGCACACGCACGAGAGCGUACAUAGAUAUGCGAUUGUCAUAAUAACAGCUGUUGUAACUUAAAUAUAUCGCAAUAAAUAUCCAAAAAAAUCAUGCAUCA